This is a messenger RNA of Cynoglossus semilaevis (tongue sole), 1708 nucleotides long. It is a transcript of the gene riox2, whose product is annotated as ribosomal oxygenase 2. Gene Ontology annotation, cellular component: nucleolus. Lineage: Eukaryota; Metazoa; Chordata; Actinopteri; Pleuronectiformes; Cynoglossidae. Gene Ontology annotation, molecular function: histone H3K4 demethylase activity; histone H3K36 demethylase activity. The record is from RefSeq and is a predicted model, not a curated record.
GACAUAUUUGAGCAAACACAAAACUCGGGUCACGUGGUGUUACAUGGAGUUGGUUCCCAGCUGAAGCAGAGGAGGUGAAAAUGCCAAAGACCAGUAAAACAAAAUCAGCAAAGAGGAGGAGCAGCCAUGAGGAGGCGCUCCCACAGAAACAGGUCAGAGUUCAGCAGAGCGACGCCGCGUCUCCUCUGAGCUUCCACAGUCCUGACAGUCUGUUCCAGAGCCUCAUUCAGCCAAUGGGAGCAGAGCAGUUCUUCCAGGAGUACUGGGAGAAGAAACCUCUCCAUCUGCAGAGAUCCGACUCCAGCACCUCCUCCUACUACCAGACCUUGUUCCAGCUCUCCGACCUGCCGGCCCUGUGUUCCGAGGGCCUGGAGUUCUACAGGGACGUCAACGUGGUUCGCUGCGUCAACGGCAAAAAGAAAGUCCUCAACAAGGAAGGACGGGUGAAGAGUGGAAUUCUCCACAAGUUGUUUCAUGGGAACAAGGCGACGGUUCAAUUCCACCAGCCUCAGAGGUUCAAGGAUGAACUCUGGAGGAUCCAGGAGAAGCUGGAGUCCUUCUUCGGAGCUCUGGUCGGCUCCAACGUCUACAUCACCCCACAGGAGUCUCAGGGUCUGCCGGCCCACUACGACGACGUGGAGGUGUUCAUUCUGCAGCUGGAGGGACAGAAACAGUGGCGUCUCUACGAGCCCACGGUCCCGCUGUCGGCAGAGUACAGCGUGGAGUCGGAGGACAGGAUCGGACGCCCGACGCACCAGAUCCUACUGAAGGCCGGAGAUCUUCUGUACUUCCCCAGAGGAACCAUACACCAGGCCAGCACUCCAGCGGGCGUAGAACACUCCACCCACCUGACCCUAAGCACCUACCAGAGGAUGUCAUGGGGAGAUUUGCUCUUGGACACAUUUCCCAGCAUGCUCUAUGACAGCAGCAGGACUGAUGUCAGCCUGAGAGAGGGCGUGUCCAGGAAACUCCUGCUGGGCGGAGGUGACGGUGGCGACUCCAGCAGACGUCUGGUCUCCAGCCUCAGAUCUCUGGCUGAUCGACUGGAGCGAGGAGGUCUGGAGGUCCGCUCCACCCACAUGAAGAGCCUCAUGACCCGCCGGCCACCGUACGGCCAGCAGGAGCUCACGCCAUCAGAGAAGAUUCCUGGUCUGGAGGACCAGGUGUGUUUCAGAGACAGAGACCAUGUGAUGAUAACAGUGGAGUCCAGUCAAGAGAAGACGGACGAGGCCACAGAACUGGUGGUUUUUGUUUUACACUCGUUGAAAAAUAACAGACAGCGUCACAUGAUGGGUGGAGCUGACGAUGAGGGGGAGGAGCCUGACGUCUCUGGGGGCCUGAAGUUCCCUGUGUCCCACCUCCCUGCGCUCCGUCAGCUCCAUUGGUCGCUGCCGGUGUCGGAGCUCCAGCUGCCGACUCCGGAGGCUCAGGUCAGCCUGGCCCUGGCUCUGUGGAGUGAGAGUCUGCUGGACGUUCUAUAGAAAUUCAUCCUGGUUUUAUUUUGGAAAAAAAAUGCAUGGAAUUGUUUUCUGCUAAAUAAACUUUCUGUGCAGAAGUUUGUUGUCAUUAUGGGGGAAAUGUUUCUGGUGCUCACCUGUAAGUUUCAGCAAAAAAGUUAUUUUUUUUAUUCCUAACGUGACUUUAAAAACAGUUUUGUGCUCAUGUCCGUCAACAACGGUUCCAGAAAUAAACACCGACUUAAGUUGAA